AUGUAUGCGCUAUUCCUUUGGCUUCCUCGUUUUCAUCGUAGAGGUUCACUUCAGAUAGAUCGCAAUCUUUGUAAAGCUAGUAGUCGUAUGACGUCAUCACUGGAUACGUUCAUGAAUCGAGUUAUCUCUGUUGUAACUGGUGAUGGUAGAAAUAUUGUUGGAAUGAUGAAGGGGUUUGAUCAACUUGUGAACGUGGUGCUUGAGGAUUCACACGAACGUGUUUAUUCCGAGACUCAAGGUGUGGAGCAAAUACCACUGGGAUUAUACAUUAUCCGAGGCGACAACAUUGCGGUUAUCGGCGAACUAGACGAGGAACUCGACAAAAGAAUUGAUCUGGAGAAUGUGAAAGCAGCCCCAUUGGCACCUAUUUGGAUUCAAGGCGAAGUGUACAGUCGUGUCAGAUGGUCAGUGGUUGAGAGAGGAUGCGCUCGAAGCGACGCGGCUGUAACCUCGCUUAGGCUGAGUGUAGGGCCGAAGCAUUUCACAACGGCAAUGUCUGGUGGAGGUGUUGAGCAGGCGAUUUCAAGGACAAGUGUUCAUGAGGACAUAAUCAGGGAAGUUGAAGAGACCGACUGGACAGUUGAUCCCGUUGAGGAGGAAGACGUGUUGUCAUGUGCAACGGCCAAUGAAGCAAAUUCAAAAGAGGAUGUCGCAAAUAACGGUCACGAUGUAGAAAGCGAGGAUGAAGACAUUGAAUUCGACCCAGAUGAGCUCGAGUGUGUUGACGAAGAUGCAGAGGAAGAGCGCAAAGAAAGGGAAGAGCGUAUCAGAGACAGGCGCAGACGCACUGAAAGGUACAAAUACGAAGACAAAAAACAUCACCAUUCGGAUGCUCGUUCGAGGCACAUUGUUGAGCGGCAUCAUCCGUACUCACGCCAUGAGCGUGGACGCAACUUCGGAGGUGCUCACGAGAUUGAGAGAGUUGAUAGACAUCGUAUUGAACCAUUUCGUCUGCGGAGGCCAUUUAAUCAUAAGCCUCGAAGAGUCGAGAGUUAUCUACGAAAGCGUCGGCGAUCGUCCUCAAGUGAUAGAUCAACUAAAGAAAGACGUAACGGCGAUGAAGGAGACGUUCCUCUUGAAGACCUUGAACUUGAGGAGGUGGACUGUUAUGACGAUGUAGGCGACGAUGGUUCUGAGUUUACUGAUGGUGCUUCAGGUGCUGACGAGUCCCACGGAGAGGACGAAGAUCUCGACGAUGUCAGUAUGUCGCGCUCAAGAGGUCCCAACCACGUAUCUAGUGUUGACGGUGAUGAUUUCCCGGACCUCUGCGAGGAAAUAGACGAAGAUGCGAUGCGGCGUGCUGCAGCAGCUGCCGCUGUCAAAACCAUCGUCCUGCCUCAAUCGUUGUCUGCCAAAGUCAUCAGUUCACCUCCAGUGAAAACAGAAGGAACAGUAGCAAAGUCUCGUGAAACUUCACCAUAUCGAAGAGACUCCAGUUCACGAAAAAUGGGCAACUCCACUUUUUUAUGGCAUCACCGAAGCAAGAGAAAUGGCGAACGACAUGAUGAUGAAGCACGACGACGUCAUCAGUACCAGGAAAGGAACGGAAACAGAUCGAAGCGGGAGGACCGGAUGCAUGCUGAUAAGGAAAAAAAGGAUAGAGUCCGCGAAAACAGAGAUGACUCCAGCGUUCACCGAACAUACACUGCUGCAAAACUGGUAGCAACAGAAAUGUGCAGAAAUGAUGAUACUGAGUUGAUUUCCGUCAAAGGGCCAUUAGCUCAUGGUUGGUGCUCUGUUGAUGAUGAAGAAUUGCCUUCAACAUCAUCCGCCUCACCAAAAUCUUCGAAUGCUGUAGACGAUUCUCGAAAAGGAAGAAAACACAGUACUUCUCCACCUAAUUCACCACGAAAGAAGGAUUAUGGUUUGCAUGGGUUGCCUAGGGAUUACUGCUCAUCGCCAAAGUCUAGAACAUCGGAACACCAUCAUCAACAUCAGCAACUUCAUGCAGGCCGAAGCACCGCCAUCCUCGGCAGCACCAGCAUCGGCAAGAUUCCGUCAUUGUUGGAUAUCUGCAUAAAGGAACCCAUGGAUUUGCAACAACCGUCGACCGUGCUGAGUGGUAUUGGUUCGAGAGUUCGAAUGGAUGGUGGGAAUGUUCAUGUGCAAAGACGUGAAGCUGACGCUGACAACGAAAAACCGAAAAGUCGAUCACUGCUUGAUUUGGACAUACCUCCACCAGAUCGUAAGAUGAUGCGGCAGUACGCAAUUGUGCUGAAUAGUCUCGAGCUCACUCAACGACCAAGCCGAAUACGUGCAGAGAGGCGCAGUCUAGAUGUACCAACGAAGAUUCAGAGAUUGUCGACACCAAGGACGAAUGACCAUUCAGAGCGUUCUCGACAACCACGCUCUUAUGUUCGUGGAGUCCGUAAAAUAUCUCAGUAG
Necator americanus (New World hookworm) is the source of this 2385-nucleotide messenger RNA. RefSeq lists its product as uncharacterized. The coding region runs from base 1 to 2385 and encodes 794 amino acids. The record is from RefSeq and is a predicted model, not a curated record. Gene Ontology annotation, biological process: mRNA splicing, via spliceosome. NCBI's taxonomy places the organism in Eukaryota, Metazoa, Nematoda, Chromadorea, Rhabditida, Ancylostomatidae. The transcript has 17 exons. Gene Ontology annotation, cellular component: U4/U6 x U5 tri-snRNP complex; U6 snRNP; precatalytic spliceosome. Gene Ontology annotation, molecular function: RNA binding.